UUGAAUAUGUGAUAAUUUGAUAACAGAUUUGUUUUCUUUGAAAAAAUAGAUAAAACAAAAAGCAAGAUGUUGGAUUGGUCUCAGCGCUUGGGCAUAAUAUUUGGAAUUACUAGGGGACUCUUGUAUCUUCAUCAAGAUUCAAGAUUGAGAAUUAUUCAUAGAGAUCUUAAAGCAAGUAAUGUUUUACUUGAUGACAAAUUAAACCCAAAAAUAUCAGAUUUUGGAAUGGCCAGGACUUUUGGAGGAGAUCAAACCGAAGGAAACACAAAUAGAGUCGUGGGGACUUAUGGAUACAUGGCUCCAGAAUAUGCUAUCGACGGUUUGUAUUCUAUAAAAUCCGAUGUCUUCAGCUUUGGCAUACUUAUGAUGGAAAUUAUAUGUGGGACUAAAAACAGAGCUCUUUGUCAUGCAAAUGAAACUCUCAACCUCAUUGGCUAUGCUUGGAGGCUAUGGAAAGAGGACAAAGCUUUAGAGUUGAUAGAUUCAAGCAUAAAGGAGUCAUGUGUAAUCUCAGAAGUAAUGCGUUGCAUCCAUGUGAGUCUGUUGUGUGUGCAACAAUACCCUGAGGAUAGGCCUACAAUGGCUUCUGUGCUUCUCAUGUUAGCAAGUGAGAUGGAUUUAGAUGAGCCUAAAGAGCCUGGCUUCUUUCCCAAGUGGGUCUCUAUGGAAGCGAAUUCGCAGCCACAUCAAUGUGAACUAUCUUAUGAUGAAUUAACCGUUACUUCAUUAGAUGGCCGGUGAAAUCAAUGAGUCUGUCUGCUACACAUAUCACAGCCUGGAAUCUUGGAUCAUAUGGCUAAGAUUUAAGACCACUCCAUGAUAGAGUAUAUCACUAUGCCGUAUAUUAUGAAUUGAUCUAAUGGCAAAUGUGACAAAAACUAUAUUGCAUUCUUGUCUAAGACUUUGCUCAUUAUUUUUUAUAGAAUUAUUAGAGAAUGUAUCAACAGUUAGUUAGAAUAAAAAUUUAGGGAUGAAUAUUUAUCGUACAUCUACAAUCACAAAUAAAUAAGAAAUAAGUAAGAAAACGUAUGAAGCACGGACACUUCAUUGAGUUGUUGUGUCCGCAUGUUGAAUACAUUUUGGAUACGACACUCGUCCGACACGCAUGUCUGUUAUGUCUAACCGUGUCUUAAUAAAAAAUAAAAAAUUCUUCUCCGGACACACUUAGACACACUUAAA
Molecule: messenger RNA, 1179 nt
Organism: Arachis ipaensis
Lineage: Eukaryota; Viridiplantae; Streptophyta; Magnoliopsida; Fabales; Fabaceae
Source: RefSeq, a predicted model, not a curated record